Talaromyces amestolkiae is the source of this 1425-nucleotide messenger RNA. RefSeq lists its product as uncharacterized. The transcript has a single exon. Gene Ontology annotation, molecular function: alpha-L-fucosidase activity. NCBI's taxonomy places the organism in Eukaryota, Fungi, Ascomycota, Eurotiomycetes, Eurotiales, Trichocomaceae. Bases 1 to 1425 code for a protein of 474 amino acids. Gene Ontology annotation, biological process: carbohydrate metabolic process. The record is from RefSeq and is a predicted model, not a curated record.
AUGUCUCUCCAUCUAGGUGAGAAUGAGCGAUCGAAUGAGCUUCGGAAGAUUCCAACCGACGUGCGACUGAGAGAGUUUCGAGAUCUUGGACUGAUAAGUCUAUAUCUCAACUACAGCCGUUACUUACUAAUCUCAUCUAGCCGAAAUGGAUAUAAGGCUCUACCAGCGACACUGCAAGGGAUUUGGAAUCCAUCUUUCACACCUGCUUGGGGGAGUAAAUACACCAUCAAUAUCAACCUUCAAAUGAACUAUUGGCCUGUCGAUGUGUGCAAUUUGUCAGAAUGCAGUGAGCCAUUAUUCGCGCUUCUUCGUGGCAUGGCCGAACGUGGGGUCAAGACUGCAAAAAGCAUGUAUAACUGCGGAGGCUGGGCUGCGCAUCACAAUACAGAUAUUUGGGCGGAUACGGAUCCUCAAGAUCGGUGGAUGCCUGCUACGCUUUGGCCUCUGGGAGGCGCAUGGCUGUGUUUCCAUAUAUGGGAACACUUUGAAUAUACACAAGAUAAGGAAUUCCUGACCGACAUGUUUCCAGUUCUAAGAAGCUGUGUUGAAUUUUUGCUAGACUUCUUGAUUGAAAGUGCUGACGGCAAAUAUCUUGUCACAAAUCCGUCCCUGUCUCCGGAGAAUACAUUCUAUUCUCCUGGUCGGAAGAACCAAGGAGUGUUCUGUGAGGGCUCCACGAUCGACAUCCAGAUCAUAGAAGCUGUAUUUACAGCAUUUCUGUCCUCCGUCGAUACUCUGGAUGUAAAGGAGAAUGAAUUAGUAGGACAAGUAAAGGACACCAAAAGUCGCCUACCUCCAAUGCAAAUUGGAUCAUUCGGCCAACUUCAGGAAUGGAUGUAUGACUACGAGGAAGUGGAGCCGGGACACAGGCAUACGUCUCAUCUCUGGGGCCUACAUCCCGGUUCUUCGAUCAAUCCGAUUCAAACACCAGAGCUAGCCAAAGCAGCAUCGGUUGUGCUACGUCGCAGGGCUGCUCACGGAGGUGGUCAUACUGGAUGGAGUCGGGCUUGGCUGAUCAAUCUUCACGCUCGUUUAUCUGAAGCCGAUGCGUGCGAAAAGCACAUUAGCUUGCUGCUGCAGAAUUCCACAUUGCCAAAUCUCCUAGACAAUCAUCCACCAUUUCAGAUUGAUGGGAAUUUUGGCGCCGGAGCUGGCAUCAUAGAGAUGCUGGUCCAGUCUCAUGAAGAGGGUAUCAUCCGCUUAUUACCCGCUUGCCCUAAAUCCUGGAGCGAGGGUGCUAUUAGUGGCGUACGUGCUCGUGGAGGCUUUGAGUUAGAUUUUGAAUGGAAAAAGAGUGAGAUAAUAGGUGAUGUUAUCAUUCGAUCGAUCUCCGACCGAGCGUGUACUAUCUGCUUUCCGAAUGGUGGUCUCACGGUCGAGUUUGAAGGCCGAGGCGAGCAUCACAUUCGACCAGUUCAAAUUUGA